This is a messenger RNA of Mus caroli (Ryukyu mouse), 2561 nucleotides long. It is a transcript of the gene Fmo2, whose product is annotated as flavin containing dimethylaniline monoxygenase 2. Gene Ontology annotation, molecular function: NADP binding; N,N-dimethylaniline monooxygenase activity; flavin adenine dinucleotide binding. Lineage: Eukaryota; Metazoa; Chordata; Mammalia; Rodentia; Muridae. The record is from RefSeq and is a predicted model, not a curated record.
AGGAAGUUCUCGGGAUGCCAGAGAACACAACCAGCUUUGGCUCCCAACCCCAGGACUGCUUUGUUGAAUAACUUGGCUUGCUCAACGGGAUUCCUUUUUAAUAUUAAGCCAGGACUUUGUAAACACGUUUACAAUGAAGGUCAUAUGACCAGACAAGUUUCUCUGAAGGGGAAGAAGGGUCCAGAUUUGGUUAGUGAGGCAUUUUAUUCAAUUAGUGCUGCGUAUUAAACUACCACCCAUCCUGUGGAGACAAUGGCAAAGAAGGUGGUGGUGAUUGGAGCAGGGGUCAGUGGCCUAAUCUCUCUGAAGUGCUGCGUGGACGAGGGUCUGGAGCCCACCUGCUUCGAAAGGACUGAAGAUAUAGGGGGACUGUGGAGAUUCAAAGAAAACGUGGAAGAUGGCCGCGCUAGCAUCUACCGCUCUGUCAUUACCAACACUAGCAAAGAAAUGUCCUGUUUCAGUGACUUCCCGAUGCCGGAGGACUUCCCCAACUUCCUGCACAACUCUAAACUCCUGGAAUAUUUCAGGAUCUUUGCCAAGAAAUUUGAUCUCCUAAAAUAUAUUCAGUUUCAGACAACUGUCAUUAGUGUGAAAAAACGCCCGGAUUUCGCAUCUUCUGGGCAAUGGGAAGUUUAUACUCAGAGCAACGGAAAGGAGCAACGCACUGUCUUUGACGCUGUUAUGGUUUGCAGCGGCCAUCACAUCCAGCCUCACCUGCCACUCAAGUCAUUCCCAGGUAUCGAGAGGUUCCGAGGCCAGUAUUUCCAUAGCCGCGACUACAAGCACCCAGUGGGGUUUGAGGGGAAGCGCAUCCUGGUGGUUGGGAUAGGAAACUCAGCUGCAGAUAUUGCCUCUGAACUGAGUAAGACGGCCGCGCAGGUGUUUGUCAGCACCAGACAUGGAUCCUGGGUCAUGAGUCGAAUCUCUGAAGAUGGCUACCCUUGGGACAUGGUGUUCCACACUAGAUUUAGCUCCAUGCUCCGAAAUGUCCUGCCCCGCACGGUCGUCAAGUGGAUGAUGGAACAACAGAUGAAUCGAUGGUUCAACCAUGAAAAUUAUGGUCUGGUGCCUCAGAACAAAUACCUUAUGAAAGAACCUGUGCUAAACGACGAUCUCCCCAGCCGCCUGCUGUACGGAGCCAUCAAAGUAAAAACACGGGUGAAGGAGCUCACGGAGACAGCUGUGGUCUUCGAGGAUGGCACGGUGGAGGAAGACGUGGAUAUCAUUGUCUUUGCCACGGGGUAUACGUUCUCUUUUUCUUUCCUGGAAGACUCACUUGUUAAAGUCGAGGAUAAUAGGGUUUCCCUGUACAAAGCCAUGUUUCCCCCUCACCUGGAGAAGCCAACCCUUGCGUGCAUAGGUCUCAUCCAGCCUCUGGGCUCCAUCUUCCCAACCGUAGAGCUUCAGGCGCGCUGGGCGACAAGAGUUUUCAAAGGCUUGUGCAGCUUGCCUUCGGAGACGACUAUGAUGGCAGACAUUGUGGAAAGAAAUGAAAAAAGAAUUGACCUGUUUGGGAAAAGCCAGAGCCAGAUACUGCAGACCAACUACGUUGACUACCUGGAUGAACUCGCCUUGGAGAUAGGUGCAAAGCCAGAUUUCGUCUCUCUCCUUUUCAAAGACCCUAAACUGGCUGUGAAACUCUACUUCGGACCCUGUAAUUCCUACCAGUACCGCCUGGUUGGACCUGGGCAGUGGGAAGGAGCCAGGAACGCCAUCCUCACCCAAAAGCAGAGGAUCCUGAAACCCUUAAAGACCCGUACUCUCCAGUCCUCUGAUAGUGCCCCGGUGUCUUUCCUGCUCAAGAUCCUGGGGCUGCUCGCCAUUGUUCUGGCCUUCUUUUUCCAACUUCAGGGGUUCUAGUCAGUCACAUGACAGUUUUCUCCAUCACUGCCUCUUUGAAAGGGAAACUGAAGAAAUUCCAUCCUCAUUAUAAUUUUACUUUAGGGGAACAAGUAGGGGGACUAAUUGUAGGGAGAUCAGAAAACUUAGGUCUAGAUAUAAAACUAAAUUAAGGUUACGGGAUGUUCUUAUCAUUGUUUCCUCAAAUUCAUCAGUCUCCACAUGGUAUUCGAUAAUAACACCAGCACAGGUGGAUAGUACUAUCAGCCAUGGCAGGUUUUGAGUUACCAGAUUAAAAAAAAAAAAUCAAUAAAACUAUGUAGAAUGAAAAGUAGGUCAUAGUUGAGCAUGUUAGGACAUGCCUUUAAUCUUAGCACUUGGGAGGCAGAUGGAUCUCUGAGAGUUCAAAGAAAAAAAAGGCAAGACACUGAAGAACUGAAAUUGUAGUAGACAUUUCACAUCUUAUACACUAUGAUGCUCAGUGCUGUUCCUAUGCAUACUCUGGUCACAGUUCCCACUUAUUAGGGUCUGCUCUCUUGUCUUGAUGAGAGAUCACUCAGAAAUACUGGUGGACAAAAAAUGAGAGGAGAGAUCAAAAGCAACAACAAUGCUCAAAAAUACUUUAAAAGUUCUUCAUAUUGUAAGCUAAGCAAGUAGACACGGCUCCUGUAUAUUGCUAGAAGUUCUGAUGCAAAAAUGAAAAUAAUAUUCCCUAGCUACAA